UUGCUUUGGUUUUCACUCUACAGAAGAAAAGUGUUCCAGGUAGGAGGCCUUCAGCCCCACAGGAAAGACCUACUGACAACACCUCAGAUGCUCAAACUGCAUCACAAAAGGAAGACAUGAGGAAUUUUUGGCGCUGGUCGUUGAUCAACUACGGGAGAAAACAUUGCGUCUCACCAGUCAACAUCACCAACGCUGAAAAGACGGACUCACCAAACCCUGAGAAGAGCAGCAGCCCUGCAACAACGAACAACAGAGAUGAGCAGGACGAGCAUGACGACGUGACGUCGUUUUGCUCACUGGAUGAUGUCAUGCAGGCAAAUUCAGUCGACAUCACUGACCUCGAGGAGAAGCUGUUCAUGACCCGACUCAACGAAUUUCCAAACACUGGGCAGACCUGCUAUAUGAACGCAAGCCUGAGUCUCCUAACAUGAGAGGACGUCAUUGGGGACAUCAGUUGCAUGGAGCAGAAGCUUGAUGGAUGUCAGGGACGUUCAUUCGUCCAUAUACGCUCAAGUUAAAAUCCCCCUCCUGGAGUCAUUUAAGGAUGUGGUCUCUGCCCAGGCACCUGCAUUCUGGGACACUCUGCAAAAGGAUGCUCAUGAGUUCCUGACUGCAGUCCUGGAACAGAUAAGAGGUCUGGCCCCUCUGCUGCAGGAGACAGCAGCUUUCAUGGGCACACAUUAUACCUGCCCUGUAGACGAUCACCCGGUGAUCACAAUGGAGAACACCAGGACAUGCAAAAGAUGAGACUGCACAGUUCAGGCUGUGGAGCAGAGUCAGUGAGACAGGAGGAAUUUACAAACCUGUCUCUAGACCUCAUCCCUGGAGGCUCUGUGGAGGAGAUGCUCCAGGAGUACCUUAAGGAGACGGAGGUGGAGUUCAGGUGUGACUGCGGACGGAACACAUCGAGCUGCAGAUCAUCCCUCCUCACUCUGCCACAAGUGCUCAUCCUGCAGCUGAAGAGGUUUCGCUACUCUCCCUUCUUUGAGCUUGAGAAGGUUGAUGACCCUGUCAGGCUGAUAAGGGACCUGCUGGUCUCCUCCACACAGGAUGGAGGCUGCUACAGCUUGUUCAGUGCCAUCAGCCAUUUUGGCUCCACAGAAAUGGGACACUACAUCAGCGAAGGCAUCCACCCAGACUACAAUCUGGAUGAACCAGAUGAUCAUUGGCUCACCUACAAUGAUUCAAUGGUCUUUGAGACGUCCGGCACGUUAGUCUGUGAGCAGCAGGGGAGGGGUGCUUACAUCCUGUUCUACAAGAGAAUAGUGUAACCCAACUGACGAUGUAAUGUCGGACUAAGAGACCUGGACACAGUCAAGACGUGAUGUCGGACUAAGAGACCUGGACACUGUCAAGACAUGAUGUCGGACUAAGGGACCUGGAUACACCACACGGAGACAGGAUGACCAUCAUGGAGCCAGGAGACCGUUCACGGGACAAGGAAGGUAAGUGGGUUUCUAAACUUGUCUGUUUUCUUGGUGCAGUUGUUCAACGUGACGGUGGACAACAGAUGACCAGGAAAGACGACUGGAGGAUGAACGAAGAAGAUGUCCCGUGGCCAGGAGCAGCUGACGGUUCCCUUGCCCUUAGGAGGAUGGGCCCCCCCAGAGAGCCUGGUUCCUCCCAAGGUUUCUUCCUCUAGCAGGGAGUUUUUCCUUGCCACUGUCGCCUAACAGUCGCUGGACAGCAAGACAGACCCAACUCAACUCAUCAGCAUCGACACCACAGUUGUAGAGA
Molecule: messenger RNA, 1737 nt
Organism: Epinephelus fuscoguttatus (brown-marbled grouper)
Lineage: Eukaryota; Metazoa; Chordata; Actinopteri; Perciformes; Serranidae
Exons: 13
Coding region: 735-1271 (178 amino acids)
Biological process (GO): protein deubiquitination
Cellular component (GO): cytosol; nucleus
Molecular function (GO): cysteine-type deubiquitinase activity; cysteine-type endopeptidase activity
Source: RefSeq, a predicted model, not a curated record